Corythoichthys intestinalis (scribbled pipefish) is the source of this 4456-nucleotide messenger RNA. RefSeq names its product calcitonin gene-related peptide type 1 receptor-like. Gene Ontology annotation, biological process: angiogenesis; adenylate cyclase-activating G protein-coupled receptor signaling pathway; cell surface receptor signaling pathway. The record is from RefSeq and is a predicted model, not a curated record. Bases 75 to 1622 code for a protein of 515 amino acids. NCBI's taxonomy places the organism in Eukaryota, Metazoa, Chordata, Actinopteri, Syngnathiformes, Syngnathidae. Gene Ontology annotation, molecular function: calcitonin receptor activity; adrenomedullin receptor activity; calcitonin gene-related peptide receptor activity. The transcript has 13 exons. Gene Ontology annotation, cellular component: plasma membrane.
UCGAGACGAGUGUUCUCCUGGGUUGGUCGGUCAGUGUUGUCAAAGGGCAGCAUGAGACUGUCAUCGUGGAAGGGAUGUGCAUUUUGGAAAGAAAAGUCCGUCUGACGACGCCACCGCUGACAAGUGACAUGUGGAGGACCAGAACAGUAUCACUGUUAUUUGCACUGGUGCUGGGCUCUGAGGUUGCACGGUGCAAGGAUGUCGGGUCCAUAGCGGGAGAUGACUUAGCCUUGCAGGAUCAGUUGGAGAAUUUGGGUGACAUAUCGUCAGUACCAGGAACAAAAAGUCCUCAGAUCCUGGCAGCGCAGUUCGAGUGCUAUCUGAAGAUAAUCAAUGAUCCACCACGAUCUGAAGAAGGUAAUUACUGUAACCGCACAUGGGACGGCUGGCUGUGUUGGGAGGAUUCGUCUCCAGGGACGUUAGUACAGAUGUGUCCGGAAUACUUCCAUGAUUUUGACCCUGCUGAAAAAGUUACCAAAGUUUGUAAUCCUAACGGCGAGUGGUUCAUCCACCCUGAGAGCAACAGAUUGUGGUCCAACUACACCCAGUGUCAAAUCUACACCAAAGACAAACGGAAGUUUGCCAUCAGUCUGUACUACCUGGCCAUGGUGGGUCACGGCCUGUCCAUUGUCUCUCUAAUCAUCUGCCUCAUCAUCUUCUCCUAUUUCAAGAGUCUUAGCUGCCAGAGAAUCUCCCUUCACAAAAACAUGUUCCUCUCUUUCAUUUUAAACUCCAUUGUUACCAUCAUGUUGCUCUCGCUGACAGCAGCCAACAACCAGGCCAUAAACACUAGCAACCCUGUGAGCUGUAAAGUUUUGGCUGUGCUCGUCCAGUACACUUCGACCUCAAACUAUUUCUGGAUGCUGUGCGAGGGCAUCUACCUUCACACUCUCAUCAUUGUGGCUGUCUUUGUUGGGGAGCAGAAGCUCUUCUGGUACUACGUCUUGGGGUGGGGCUUUCCAGUUGUUCCUGCCGUCACCUAUGCCGUGGCUCGUGGGCUGUUCUUUAAUGACCGGUGUUGGAUCAACUCUCACACUCACCUGCUAUACAUCAUUCAUGGACCUAUUCAGGCUGCACUCCUGGUGAACUUGUUCUUUCUCGUGAACAUUUUGCGGGUUCUGAUCACCAAACUGAAGGAGACCCACUGUGCCGAGUCCACUGCCUACAUGAAGGCUGUGAGAGCCACGCUCAUUCUUGUCCCGUUGCUCGGAGUCCAGUUUAUUCUUUUCCCCUGGAGGCCAGAGGGGCGCAUCAGCCGGGCCGUAUAUGAUUUCUUUGUAAAUAUCCUCUGCCAUUUUCAGGGACUCCUGGUGGCAAUUAUAUUCUGUUUCUGCAAUAGUGAGGCACAAACAGCGCUAAAGAGAAAAUGGUCACAGUGGAAGUCAGCUUGGGGGAAGACAGGCUGGGGAGAGACCACUGCUGCCAACAACCAUUUCAGCUUCCACAGUAACUCCUCCAUCACAGAGACCAGCCGCGCCACCGUCAGCGCAGAACAACUCGAGUUUCAAUGGAAAAGCGGCGAAAAGGCUCACUUCCUACCUGGCUGGCAGCCAGAGAGAAGUGUGACGUGCAGGAACGGGCAAGCGGACGUGCUCAACAAGCUGAGGACCACCAGCAUGUGAUACAGUUAAAAGGGGCUUGUGUCUUAAAAUUAUUACCAACAACAAAAAACACAAUUUAAGUGCACUUGGACACAUUUUUAGAUAGUAGCUUUAGUGCAUACACACAGAGAAUGUGAAGGCCCUUAGGAAUUUCCUACAUUUUUUAAUGUGGCCUGAUCUUCUUUAGAAUUAUAAUAAUAAACAGUAUCUCAACUAAUAACUCGCACACAUUAUUUUUUCAUAUUACAAUAAUGUCUUUUUUUAAAAAGGACUAUAUGGAGUUGUCACUUUUUUACUUGCGACUGCCACCUCUGGCCUAAAAUGGAACAUGCAUCUUGUGCAUGCCGCACAUGCUUGUUCGAGAACAAACAUAAAGCAAUAAGCGUUUGUCCCGUGAAAUCAGCAAUGUAAAAACGGUUAGUAGCAAAUCUUGAGUGGGUUAGAAAUGUGUUUUUGCCAAGUAGAGCAGUGGGGAAUGCUGUUCUUUCAAUGAAUGGAAGCUGAAAGUGCAUCCGCCUGUGAGUGCUCUGUGAUGGUGGAGGGACUCAGCGGCACCCGCUGCUCGGUAGGGAAAGAAACGAGAGUGCCAGAAGUCAAGUCUCCAAACCAAGGGCGUAGGUUUGCAUAGGGACGGUUGGGACAUAACACUACCCACUUUUCAGGAUGCUCAUAUUAUCCCCACCAACUUUUAAGCAACCUUUUUUGCAUUAUAUAAUGACUUCAGUUCUAUACUAGUAGGUCAUUUCUUCCUAUCUACUGUAUAAGUCAAUUACAUGCAAUGACAUUUUUCGCUGUGCCCCCCCUUUAAUCCCCGCGUAUGAGCGUAACCAUGUGACGUAAACAACAAUGGCGACCUAGUAGUUAAACUAAUUUUGCAAAUUGCAAAAACAAAAACAUCAAGAGGAGUUUUAAUAUCAAUUUUAACUCAUGAUAACGUUUAUCUACAAGUCUUUCUAUGCGUGGAUCCCUUUAAAGGACUGUGAAGCUGCGCGAAUGAAUGAAAAGCUAGCCGCAUUGUAGCUCGUGUUAAGAAGCUAAUUCUGAACAGAAGUUGAGUGCUUUGCACGGCAUAUUUAGUCGAUUACAUGUACACGCAACAGUAUACAUUUGAUCACAUCACGCCACUGAAAUGUAGAGGACUUCCAAAAAAUGUAUUUUUACAUGCAACGCGAUUGGACAUGUGACGAUUCGAUUACGAUUCAUAAAGGUUCAAAAACGAUGAUCUUCCCUCAUAACUUUAUGACAGCCGCUUGUAGCGGCACGAAAUUCAAGACACGUCUGCCGCCAGGACACAGUUAACGGAUGGACGCGCAACGUUAUGAUGGAUGCUCCCGGUUACUGGGAUAGAGAUUUACUCCUUUUUAAAAGACUGGAAAAUAAAUUUGUGUAUGAGUCAGGCAGGGACAGAAGUGCGACCCGGCGGUCGCGCUUUUGUGCGCAAGUAAUUUUUUAGAGCGAGAGAGGAAGCGAGAUAGUUCGUUGCUCCUUGUCUUUCAGAUGUCCAGCAGUAGUUUUAAGGCAUUUCAAUUGAAAAAUGUCCUGAGUGUGUUGCUAAGACCUGUGUGCGUCUAUAAGAGGUGAGUACACGAACCCUCUUGUACUGUUUAGCCUUUAUUGUUGUUGUUUUUGAGAUGUUAAUAGUUAGCGCCGAGCGCUAAGCUAAUCAGCUAAUUCGCUAACGUGUAUUUCAUAUGCAGAACGUGUAAAACCAUGAUUAAGUACAGUGGUAAAACUACAAACAUGUGAAAUAGUACAGAAAUCUGUUGUUGCAAGUGCUGCCUGGGAGCCGACAGGCGUGUGUGCGCGUGGGCGGGCAGUGAGAGAAGAAAGUGCGCGGGCUGUAUUGAGUGUGUGUGUGGCGAUGCUAGAGGCUGCCGGACUUUUUAUUUGCUCGGCAAUAAACGCAACAAGUUAAAAGUGAUCAAGAGCAGUUGUGAUUUCCACCUGUCACUCCAAGAGUUACACAAGGGAGGUAACACUGAAAACAAAGUAUAUUGGUUAAAAGAAGUCUUAUUUCCAAAGACACUUUGCUUGUGUCCAGAGAAUGUGGAAUUCAUUCCACCAGUGUAAAUUUUAUUGUAUUGUUGAGACAAAUAAGUGCUCUCUUUAAAAUGGUUAGUGUUUUUUCACUUUCUUGUAAAAAAUAAAUAAAAAAGCAGCUUAAGGACAGCUUUUUGUUGUAUGGGCAUGUUUCCAUCGUUCCUGUUGAAUCAUAAGGAUAUUUUAAAUAAAUAAUGGACAAAAAUUUGUUUGGCUACUUUAUUAAUCAGUAAUGUACGAUGCAUCGAUAAUUGUGAUAAUCGCGAUAACCGUGAUCAUCGUCAAUACCGUGAUCUUCGUUCAAAAAUUGAAUCGUAGCACCCUGAAUAGUAAUCGAAUCGAAUCGUGGGGUGCCUAAGAUGGCACACCCCUACUGAAAUGAAGGCUAGGCAGAGUGUGGUCCUUAAAUGUCAGGGCUCUGCAUCCUCAUCAGGGCAUUGGUGGAGCAUGCAUAGAGUAGAACAUUAUUUUAAAUUAACUCCAAAAAUCCCAUUCAAUUUCUUUAAAACGGUAACAACUUUACCUUGGAUUUACUCCCAUUAUUCUUGUUUUUGUUUGACCUACCCUGUAGAUUUGUAAACAGAUGUUGACAUGCCAAUGAUUGACUUCUUUUGUUUGUUUUACUUGCACAUUCUGCUCUAUGCUCUUGCAGUCAUCUUGAAAAAGUGGGCACGCUUUGUAAGAAAACAAUACUCCUAAGCUUUCUGAAUGAAUCGACAAUUUGUACAACAGUAAAUUGUCUCAAGACGUUUUAGAGACACUUAUGUAACUUUUCAGCUUUUUACAAGUGUAUAUAAAGUCCUGACUUAAACCUG